Messenger RNA from Triplophysa dalaica, 6296 nucleotides. RefSeq names its product protein tyrosine phosphatase receptor type b (gene ptprb). Gene Ontology annotation, molecular function: cadherin binding; protein tyrosine phosphatase activity. The transcript is spliced from 30 exons. Bases 359 to 6040 code for a protein of 1893 amino acids. The record is from RefSeq and is a predicted model, not a curated record. Gene Ontology annotation, biological process: protein dephosphorylation; angiogenesis. Lineage: Eukaryota; Metazoa; Chordata; Actinopteri; Cypriniformes; Nemacheilidae.
UUCACUUGCAUUUAUGACAUAUUGUACAGUAUGUUGCAGGAAAUAUUUUUUCAACGUUUUAAAUAUUGGAGAAAAUGUGGAGUUUAAUAGAUGACAACAAAUGCUAGAAAGACUGUACUACAUAUCUGCGCCUGGCUACUGAAAACUUUUUAGCAGACCUUUUAAUUAAGGAUAUCCUUUGGAGACACGAAUGUUUUUCCUUCAAACGUUCCUGAUUGCUGAAACUGAUGAGUGAAAGUGAGGAGUUCCCACAGAGGUUCUCUCAUACUUGAUGUGGAUUGUUCACCAAAGAAGGAUCCACCUUUUGCAGCAAGAUUUCAAUGAACCUACCAUUACCACCUAAAAGCCAAAAAUAACCAUGCUGACGAAUAAAGCCAUGCAUGUAGCUGUGUGGGUAGCAUGUGGAAUCUUGAGUAACAUGGUGGUAUGUACACACCAAUGUAACAUCAAAGUUGUCAAGACUGUCUCCACCAGAAACUCUAUAAUCAUCACAUUAAAUAACAAAGAUGGUAUAUGCCAGUACAGUGUUUUUAUCAGGGAACAACGCAAAGACUCAAACAAAUGUCAACCGUCCCGGGAACAUCUCUCACAUGUUGAAUGCAAAAUUGAGAAUUUGGAUCCUGGAACCUGGUACCACCUGAACAUCACAUCAAGGAUGGAUGAAAAGCAACAAAUGCAACAGACUCUGUCUCUGCCAACUAGGCCAUCAGGAGUGGAAAAUCUCCAAUUCCUAGCUAAUUCAAACUGUUUGAACAUUUCCUGGCAUCCUGGCCCAGGCAAAACAGAGCGGAUUUGGAUUGUGCUAAUGGACGCCAGGACCACACUUUUAACCUGGAAUUCAACGCUUGCUAGUACAGCAACCUCGUAUGUUGUAGAAAAACUCAUUCCUGGACGGCUCUAUAACGUAAGUGUUGUAACAGAGGUUGGGGAGAUACAGAAUUCAGUGUGUGGCCAAGCACAAACAGUGCCUGCAGCUGUUUCUCAUCUCAGAGUGGAGAACAACGGCAGCCAAAACAGCCUCAAGGUUUUCUGGGAUAAAGCCUCUGGUGACGUGGACAGUUACAUUGUCAGUCUGACUUCACCUGGUUCAACUCCCAUUAAGAGAAAACUGUCUUCAGAAACUACAAAUGUCAUGUUUGACAGCUUAAGCCCUGGAAAGUCCUACCAGGUGUUGGUCAACACAACGAGUGGACAUCUGUCUAAUCAGAAUUGGUCCACAGGAAAAACGGCUCCAGGGAAGGUGUCAGAUGUUUUCAUGGAGAACAUGGCUGAGCAUGGCCUGCUGAAGAUCACCUGGACGCCCCCUUCAGGAGAAUGGGAUCAAAUCCGUGUGGUGCUUUCAAAUGGAAGUGAGAUCCUAGCUAACCAAACAGUAAAUGGAACAGCAAGAAAAAUUAUGUUGUCAGGUUUAAAUCUGCAGUCAGGAAGAUUAUACAGCGCUGCGCUCAGUGUGAAGAGUGGAGGCCUGGCUUCUACGGUUUAUUACCAAGAGGAAAUAGGUUUUCCACCAGUGUCACAAUUACACAUUCGUCACUCAGAUGAAACGUCCAUUAGUGCUCUGUGGAGUCACGCUUCUGGUUCAGCAUCACGGGAUGGCUACAUAGUACAGCUUUUCGAAGGCAACAAUUCAACAGUUACUCAGACACGAACCUUAACUCGUGACAUGAGAGAGUGCACCUUCAACGUUCUCACACCUGGACGACUUUACCGCCUCAUUGUAACAACCACCAGACAGAAUCUUCGCAGUUCUGUGACACUGGAAGGAAGAACAGUGCCUUUGAUAGUGAAUCAUUUGAAACUCUGCAACAAUGGGAAUACAGACAGGCUGAAGGCCAGCUGGGAGAGACCACAUGGCGAUCUGGAUUUCUACCAUCUGCAGCUCUUCUGUCACAAGCAGGCGGUCUUCAACAUUUCUGUUCUAACGAACACCACAUCGAUUGUACUGCCCUUCCAGAGACCUGGCACUUUAUACAAGCUACUGGUAACUAGUGUUAGUGGAACACAGAUGUCCAAAUACGCAGAAGCUGAAUGUCGCACAGUGCCUGCUGCUGUUUCUGUUGUCACGGUAACAAAUAACACUCCAGACUCUCUGAAUGUGUCAUGGAAGCCUGCUGAGGGAGAUGUGGACAGUUACAUGGUGAUGCUGAAAGACCAGGAGAAAAUAGUACACACUCUUGCUGUGUCUAAAGCCUCAAAAGAUUGUGCAUUCGGCAGUCUUGUUUCCGGUCGGCUGUACACAAUAUUCAUCACUACACACAGCGGCAGCUUUAGGAACCAAACUGUUUUACAGGGGAGAACAAAACCAUCCACAGUGCAGAAUCCCACAGCCAUCCACUCGGCGAGAGAUGACUUCCUAAAGGUUUACUGGAAUCAAGCAUCAGGAGAUUAUGACCAUUAUGAAGUGAUGAUCGAGUAUAACAGCACACUUCUUCAAAGCCAGAACCUCAGUAGGACUCAGAGCGAAUGUGUGUUCAGUGAUCUUGUUCCAGGACGACUCUACACAGUGACUAUCGCCACGUGGAGUGGAUUUUAUAACGCUUCUGUUUCUAUACAUGGCCGAACAUUUCCUGGUGCGGUGGAUAAUUUGUCCUUGAUGGAUAGUGGAACUACGUUUCUGAGGGUGACUUGGUCUCCUGCUCCAGGUGAUGUUGAGAACUAUGAGGUCCAGAUCUUCUUCAAUGACACACAAGUGUUACCGGCUGUGAAUCUGAGCAGCACAGUUAGGGAACACAUGUUCUCUGAGCUCACACCUGGUCGGCUUUACAAGAUUGUGUUAUCCACUCACAGCGGCCCAUUCCAGCGUGCUGAGAUCACCAAAGGACGUACAGUUCCCAGUCAGGUUCAAAAUAUUAAUCUCACUGUUGGGCCUGGGGAUGGUCUCACAGCAUCCUGGUACUCUGUCGAAGGAGACUUGGACUUCUAUUCAGUGUCUCUUUCUCAGGGGACACAUGUACAGGACAUCAGAAAUGUUCCUAAACAUAUCACACAGACAGAGUUCCACAACCUGUUACCUGGUCAGCUAUACUCAGUGACCGUGCAGUCGGUAAGCGGGCAACUGACAAACAACCAUACAACAAACCGACGAACGGACCCCUCCGCUGUGACAGCCCUGCAGGUGGAUAAUGAACUCAGCACCCACAGUCUCCGGGUGAGCUGGAGGCCAGCUGUGGGGAUUUAUGACGGAUACAAACUGCAGUUACUGGAUGAGAGCGAGAGAGUGAUGGGCAACACGAAUAUGCCCGCUGAUACCAGCCGGCACCUGUUCAGCGGAUUAAUUCCAGGUAGCUGGUACAAAGUGAGCGUACAGACCCUCAGCAGUACUUCUAAAAGCAAAGAGGUCACAGCAGAAGGACAGACUGCUCCAGCAACAGUGUCUGGACUGCAUAUGUGCUCCAACACGAGCAGCAAUCUAACAUUCUGCUGGGCUGCACCAGAGGGCAGGAUCGAUGGGUUCGAUCUGUAUCUGUAUGAUCAAAGCGACACCCUGCAGUCCAGCAAGACGCUAGCGGAGGAGACAUUGAGCUGGAGCUUUACGCACCUGCUGCCAGGGACGCUGUACAAGAUGCUUAUCAAUAGCAGAAGAGGAAAGCUGAAAAGUCAUGCCCCUAUAUGGGCACGUACAGCUCCUGCCUCAGUCAUAGACCUCAAGGUUGAGCAUCAGGGUGAGGCUGAAAGUCUUCUUCUGAGCUGGACACGAGGUCCUGGCAGUCUUACUGGAUAUUCAGUUUCUUUAAAUGGGCUCGAGCAGAAGUUGGGUCCAGAGAGCACUCAGGUUGUCUUUCGAGGUCUGGUGGCAGGUCGCCUUUAUACUGCAGUGGUUCAGAGCUGCAGUGAAGAUCUUACAAACACUGUGACAGCUGUAGGGCGCACAGUUCCUGCAUCACCAUCAUCAGUGUCUGUCAGCGGUUCUUCUGGCUCACUAGAGAUAACAUGGAACGUUCCAGCAACUGGAGAUUAUGAUGAUUUUGAAGUGACGUGGUUUCCUCCGGACACAGUUAAUAUUUCUAGGCAUUAUCCCACCCAUCGCAUCCUGAAAGGACUUUAUCCUGGACGGCUCUAUAAUGUCAGCAUUUACACUGUCAGUGGUAAGACACGUGGUUUUAUGACCUACAGUGCUCCAGUGUACCACACAAUCAGAACACCUCCACUCCAAACCCCAAGCAUUCACUGUUACCCCAGAAGUCCCACCUCUUUAUCUUGCUUCUGGACGCCUCCAGAAUCUGAUUUUAAUGGCUACAUAGUGGAAUGUCAUAAGCAAAGCAGCAAGACUCCAGUGUACAGCUACAAACUGGGACACAGUGCUCUCUCACAGCAGUUUGACCGAUUGGAACCCUUUAGAAACUACACUAUCUCAAUAAUGGUGAUCGCUGGGGACAAGCAGAGUUUAACAGCACAGAACAGCGCUAUCACCAUGAUCGACCGGCCACCCACACCACCAAUGGCGGUGCGAGUCAGCGAGCCAACAGCGAUUAUCACACAUUCCACCAUUCUGUUUAAAUUCAACUGCAGCUGGUUCAGCGAUGUAAAUGGUGCCGUUCGUUUCUUUACAGUCAUCGUUGCAGAGUCAAAUGAGGUUGAUUAUGUACUACCAGAGCAGAGACAUCCACUCCCCUCUUACCUGGACUACAGACACAACCGAUCCAUCAAGGCCUACCAGACCGGAUACUUUCACAGUUUGUGUGCCGAGGUCUCUGACAGCAAGAUCCGUGUCUUUGAGAUAAACCUGGGAGCUGGGAUGAAGCGUUUAGGGGGAGUUUGUAAAUGGGAUCCUGAAUCAAUCCAGCAUGGAACACAUCUUUGUGAUGGACCACUCAGACCAAGAACCGCAUAUAGAUUAAGUGUGCGUGCCUUCACUCAGCUGUUUGAUGGCGAGAACAGAGAAUUUGCUCAAGCACUUUACACAGACACCUACUUCUCCCUCCCUUUGUUAACUCAAUCAGCCCCACGGGAUGGAGUCAUGGGGGUUAUCACAGCUGCAACAUUUCUGAUUACCAUUGUGAUCGCUGUGAUGGCAUUACUGAUAUACAGGAAGAGAGCUCACAAAAUAGCCGUACAGGAGAGUCCAGUAAUGAAGAUGUGUAUGUGGAAAGAGUUGCCCACCUCACAAAUGCGCUCAGCAAUACGGAGCCCUGUCAGAGCAGCAAACUUUGAGAACCAUCUCCAAAAACUUCAAGCUGAUUCUAGUUACUUUCUCUCCGAAGAGUUUGAGAACCUAAAGGAUGUGGGACGAAGCCAAACCCAAAACGCUGCACGCUUACCUGGGAACCGAAGCAAAAACCGAUACAACAAUAUACUCCCUUAUGAUUCAACGCGUGUGAGAUUGUCUUGCAUGAAUGGCGAGCCCUGCUCAAACUUCAUCAACGCCAACUACAUGCCUGGAAACAAUUUCAAAUGGGAAUAUAUUGCCACACAAGGGCCUCUUCCAGGUACCAAGGAGGAUUUCUGGCAGAUGGUGUGGGAACAAAAUGCACACAGCAUUGUUAUGGUGACCCAGUGUGUUGAAAGGGGAAUGGUAAAGUGUGACCGAUACUGGCCGCCUGACAGUGAGCCUUUGUGUUACGGUGAUGUUGUGGUGCAGAUGAUCUCCGAGAAGAUCCUUCCAGAAUGGACAAUUCGUGACUUUAAGAUUUUAUGUGAUGGUCAGCUGAGAUACCCCAGGAUGGUCCGUCAGUUCCAUUACACCAUUUGGCCGGAUCAUGGUGUACCUGAGACAACCCAGUCACUGGUUAAGUUUGUGCGAACAGUCAGAGGCUACAUUAACAGGACGUCCAGUACUGGAGUCAGUGUAGUACACUGCAGUGCUGGUGUGGGCAGAACUGGCACAUUUAUUGUGCUAGAUCGUGUUUUACGGCAACUGGACAGUAACUGUACUGUGGAUAUUUAUGGCUGUGUGUUUGAUCUUCGCCUGCAUCGGCCGUGUAUGGUGCAAACUGAGUGUCAGUAUGCAUAUAUUCACCGGUGUGUGCGUGAUGUUCUAAGGGCCGGCAAACUUGGUUUUGAACGACAUAACCCUCUUUUCCCCAUCUAUAACAACAUAUAAGACUCCAAAAGGAAGCCGAAACGUUUCGUUAUUCUACACAUCAGCUAUCAAAACAGCGGAGUGAAAGAGCAAAGUUUCCCAGUCCUGUUAUAAUAAAGAUCAGCACUCUCGGGAAAAAGCUAAUCAAACUGUCUUUACAGAUUUUGUGUAUACAGAUGUUCAAAACCUGUAUAACAUCUGCUAUAGAAUAGCUAAGUAUAUAUUUGUAAAACAAUUUAAAUGAUAAUGCAGUAAUAAAACAGUUCUUUAUAUUUCU